AUGCCUGCACGCCUCAGCCUUGCGCCCUUGAAGGCGCUCUUCCCACGCUCUGGGUCGAGAGCGGGACCGGCGCGCACCGCGGAGGCCACCGAGCACGCUGUGGACGAGAGGUCGCUGGAGGGCAAGUCGAAGAACCCGCACCUCGACACCGACGACGAGGCGUCUCUGCAAAAUGUCGCAGAAGCGGCCGAGCAUGACCCCGACCUCAAUCCCGGAGGCCUUUCGUUCGAGGAAGACACUGCAGGAGGAGCGGGCCGUCAUCUCGGGGUGUUCAGUUGCACGAUGCUCAUCGUCGGUCGUAUCAUCGGCACCGGCAUCUUCUCGACACCAUCAUCCAUCCUGGGCUCCGUAGGAUCGGUCGGCGCGUCUCUGAUGCUCUGGGUUCUCGGCUUCAUUCUCUCCGCCUGCGGUCUCUUCAUCUGGCUCGAGUUCGGAACGAUGUUCCCUCGGUCUGGAGGAGAGAAGGUGUAUCUCGAGGCUGUGUACAAGCGUCCGCGCUUCCUGGCAACAUACGUCUUCGCCGCGAACUCUAUCCUCGUUGGCCUAACCGCCUCGGGGUGUAUCGUCUUUGCCAGCAACAUCCUGGAAGCUGCGGGUCACGAAGCGACCCGAUGGACUACGCGCGGAAUCGCAGUCGGCACCAUCUGCUUCGCCGUACUUCUGCAUGGACUGACACCACGGAUCGGAGUCUUCGUGAUGAACGGCCUCAGCGUAUUCAAGGUCGUCAUCCUGCUCUUCGUCGUCGUCACCGGAUGGGUCGUGCUCUCCGGGAGGACAUCUAUCGAAGACCCGCACGUCAACUUCCGCAACGCGUUUGCCGGGAGCUCAAACAGCAGUAAUGAUUACGCCACCGCUAUGUUCAAGGUCCUCUACUCGUACAUCGGGUGGUCGAACGUCAACUACGUCUUGAAUAACGUCAAGGACCCCGUGCGGACGCUCAAGAUCGCCGGCCCGCUCGGCCUCUGCAUCUGCGCCGCCCUCUAUCUCCUCGCCAACGUCGCGUACUUUGCGGUCGCGACGAAGGAAGAGAUCAUCAACUCCGGCGUGACGGUGGCCUCCUUGUUCUUCGGCAAGGUCUUCGGGCCCCAAGCGCAGAAGGCACUCACCGUGUUCGUCGCGCUGAGUGCACUGGGGAACGUCGUAACCGUUACCUUUGCCCUCUCCCGCAUAAACCAAGAGCUCGCCAAGGAAGGUUUAUCACUUCCCUUCGGCAACAAGUUCUGGGCGUCGAACUGGCCGACAGGAAAGUCGCCCUUCCCCGGUCUUGUCCUGCACAUGAUCCCCUCCAUCAUCAUCAUGAUCGCGCCGCCUCCAAACGUCGCGUAUCCCUUCAUCCUGAACGUGCAGGGGUACCCCAUUCAGGCGAUCAACUUGUUCGUCGUUAUCGGCCUCUUCUGGCUGAGGUACCACAAACCAGACGUGCCACGACCGUUCAAGGUCUGGCUUCCCGUUGCGUUCUUCUUCCUCGCGUCGAUCGUGUUCCUACUCGUCGCCCCCUUCAUCCGGCCCUCGAAUGGCGUAGGCGACACGCCCCCAUUACCCUACUACCUGUACUGUCUUGUCGGCAUCGGUGUCCUUCUCUUCGGCGCCCUGUACUGGUUCGUGUUGAGGCGGGUGCCGCGCUACCUCGGCUACACCGUCGUCCAGCGAAAAGAGGCGCUUUCCGACGGCACUUUCGUUACUGUGAACGACUACAAAAAGUUGGAGUAGGCUUGCGCAUGCGCGCGUCAACCUACGUGACUAAUGAGGGACUAUAACGCCGCUUUACGCAUUCGAUAUCUCGAAGUAAUCAAUAUCAGAACCU
This is a messenger RNA of Trametes versicolor FP-101664 SS1, 1804 nucleotides long. Its product is annotated as amino acid transporter. Gene Ontology annotation, molecular function: L-amino acid transmembrane transporter activity. Bases 1 to 1710 code for a protein of 569 amino acids. Gene Ontology annotation, biological process: amino acid transmembrane transport. Gene Ontology annotation, cellular component: membrane. The record is from RefSeq and is a predicted model, not a curated record. Lineage: Eukaryota; Fungi; Basidiomycota; Agaricomycetes; Polyporales; Polyporaceae. The transcript is spliced from 18 exons.